UGUUCAAAUGAGACGAAAGAAUCUCUAAAUAAUAACAACAAUAGUAAUAACAAUCGCGUAGAACAAAAUUUAAAAAAACCAGCUGCUGCAUCGUGUAUUGAACCAGAUGAUCUCAAUAAGAUCGAAUAUUUUCCUGAAUGUGCGAAUCUAAAUAAACAUAAAAGAACGAUAAAUAGCAUCAAACGAAGACGUCAAGCAUUAUACAAUCCAUCAACAGAGUUAGCUGGAAAUUUACCUGGAACUAUAAAUAACAAUUUAACGGUAGCCGUAGCAUCAUCAAGCAGAAAGAAAAUACCCAGAAUAAUGUCAAUAUAUGAACGUAGAUAUCAAACGGCCGAUGAUGGUCGUGGGAGUAGCGGAAUGACCGGUAAUAGUUAUUUGAGCGGCUCGCGUAACAAUGCUGUUAGUAGCGGUACAUCGGGCAGUGUAAUAAUGGCCGACGUUAACGAUAGUCAAGAGGUGACGAGUCAAUUUUAUUUAACCAAUUCUGGUAUCACGAACAAUGCAACCGGAUCAUUGAUGGGCAACGGCGGUACGAGUAUUAUUAAUCAUGCCCCCAGUAUGGCUACAUUAUGUAAUAUUGGUAAUACCUGCUAUUUAAAUUCCGUGGUUUACACGUUACGCUUUGCUCCGCAAUUUUUGCAUAAUUUGCAUCAUCUUUUGACCGAUUUAAAUGCCGUUCAACAGAAUAUAGCCCGAGCUCGGGCAAAAUCGGCAUCGUUAGGUCGUGGCAUGACAACCGCUCAUAUGGAGAAUGCACGCAGUUUUAGUAGUAAAGACUUAGCUUCAAUGGAACAGUAUUCAACGGCGGCAGCGAAUACAACAACGCCAACAACAGCUCUUUCUCAAGUUAUACAAAAGAGUAGUCAUCAAAUUUUGGCCGAGAAAUUGCAUGAACUCUUUCAGAGUCUAUAUCGUAAUGAGUUAAAUGAUUCGAUGGAGCCGCAUCAUGCCGACACAUUGUUGCAUGCAAUUCAAGAUGUUAGCACCAUAUUUGAAGGAAAUCAACAGCAGGAUGCCCAUGAGUUUCUUAUGUGCGUAUUAAAUAGUAUACGAGAGACAAGCCAAACUCUAAUCAAAGCUAUAGCCGAGUGUCCGGAUGUGAUAAUGAAUGGUUUUAUUACAAACCCUGAAGAAAUUGAUGCUAUGGAACGUGACAGCCAGAAUGCCAAAUAUAAUAGCAAUUGCAAUAGUGGAGGCAAUAGCAAUAACAAUAAUAAUGGUUCCACUUCAUCAGCACUUAGCUCUUUAACGAGCGCAAAACCUUCAUUAUUUUCGCGGAAAUCUAAGCGAAAAGAAGAAUUGAAAAAUUCCAAAAGUUCACGUUUACAAUCGCCAUUAAAAGAAGGUGUGGUAUCGGGCAACGUUGUCGGUGUCGGUGGCGGUGGCGGUGGCGGUGUCGGGCAAACAACUUUCUAUUUAAAUAGCAAUGAUCUCAAUUCGUCAUCAACGGCGCCUACAGCAUUUACACCCACACAAUCAAUGUCGCAUUUAAGUAUAGGCGAUGAGACCGAUAAUGCUUUAUCACCCGCGGCUGCAUCUCUGCUUAAAGAUAAACAACGAUUGUUUGAGAAGAUACGCGAAUUGGGUUUAGAUUUUUUCACAGAAGAUUUCGAAGGUAUUACCGUUUCAACUACGAAAUGUUUAAGCUGUGAAACAAUAACCGAACAAAAGGAAACUAUGAUUGAUAUUGCUGUACCUGUGCCUCAGGCUGGCUAUGAAAGCAACGAACAUCCCAAUCGAUCGAGCUCGUUUAUACAAAAUUCAUGCAUAACACGUGAAUAUUUUCGCAAUGAGAAUAAAUAUCGCUGUGAACAAUGUACCGGCUAUACUGAGGCCAUACGUUCGAUAUCCUAUGAGGUUUUACCUCGUUUACUGGUCAUACAGUUAAGUCGAUUUUCCGGUGGUAUGGAAAAAAUUAACAGUUACAUUCCAACUUCCUUUACAUUGCAAUGUUUUUGCUCGAAAUGUUGCGAACUAAGCGAAGGCAAUAAAUUGCAUAUUUAUCGUUUGUACAGUGUUAUAACGCAUGUUGGGGCGACAAUGUCCGUUGGUCAUUAUAUCGCUUAUACGUGCUCUCUCGAUUUUGCCAAUGAAUAUAUUAAUUGUCCUAAGGAACAGCGACGGCGACGAUGUAGUCAUGAACGUAACAAUAUAACGGCACCUAUUACCGGCGGUCUAACAAUGACCACGGCAAAUACAACAACAAAUAUUUCAGCGUCGUCUAGUAUUACAUCAUCGGGUACUAGUUUUAUGAAGAAAAUGAAAUUUGGUCGCAGUAAGGCAUCGAGCAGUGGUGAUAUGAGUAAAAAUGCUAAGCAUUUAAAUGGCUUGACCGGGGCAAGUAAAGCCAUAACCAAUGGUAUUGGUAAAUUAAGUAUGAACGCGGGUAUCAAUCAUAAUACUCCAAUGAUAAAUACCACCUGCCAGAGUAUAAAUUGUUGUGCUAUGCGUUUAUGUGCCCAACAACAGCAACAACAACAACAACAGCAGCAGCAGCAGAGCAAUAGUAGCAGUUUCAGUGAUUUUAGUGAAGAUUCAACCGGUUAUCCAAAUGGUAGCGGUUACAUAACAACAACGCCUAUUGUAUAUCAUAACAAUCAUCAUGGGCAUCUGCAGGCAAUAAAUUCUUCGUCAACAUCUACUUCGGGUUAUAGUAGUACCGGGCGGGGUUCGAAGCAAUCUUCUUACGCAAGUUAUGGAUCGAAUGCUUGCACCGCUGAACCGAUUUGGUAUAUGUGCGAUGAUGAUAAAAUCAAGGCCAUGACACAACGAGAAUUUGAAGAUCUCCUAUCACCUGCCCGGAAAAUUACAAUAACGCCUUAUCUGCUAUUCUAUGCACGUUUUGAUUUACAGCCAAAUCAAACAGCCAAACAAAACAGUAGUGGCAGUAAUAAUACCCUAAAUAAUAGUAAUAAUAUAAUCGCGGCAGCAACAGGAGCAACCGAUACCGCUCAGGCCAAUUCUUGGUCAAAUGAAAGUUUACAAAAUACAGGCAUCCUCGGUAAUAUGCGUAUGUGAGAGAAAGCGUCAUUGGUAAAUGGACUUAAAAAAUCCCAACAGAAACAAC
Molecule: messenger RNA, 3070 nt
Organism: Glossina fuscipes
Lineage: Eukaryota; Metazoa; Arthropoda; Insecta; Diptera; Glossinidae
Gene: Usp1
Exons: 4
Biological process (GO): protein deubiquitination
Cellular component (GO): cytosol; nucleus
Molecular function (GO): cysteine-type endopeptidase activity; cysteine-type deubiquitinase activity
Source: RefSeq, a predicted model, not a curated record